Molecule: messenger RNA, 546 nt
Organism: Trichechus manatus latirostris (Florida manatee)
Lineage: Eukaryota; Metazoa; Chordata; Mammalia; Sirenia; Trichechidae
Product: pericentrin-like
Exons: 4
Coding region: 1-489 (162 amino acids)
Biological process (GO): signal transduction
Molecular function (GO): molecular adaptor activity
Source: RefSeq, a predicted model, not a curated record
AUGCGGCCCUUCACUUCUGUUUUCGUUGCAGCUGAGCUGAAGGAGAAGCUAGAAUCAGAAGUGGAGAAAAAUGCCCAGCUAAUUGAGACCUUGAAGCGAGACUGGGAGUCAGAGAGAGAAUUAUGCUUAGAGAAUCUGCGCAAAGAAUUAUCUGAAAAGCAUCGGUCAGAACUGGAGAAUUUACAGAGCCAGUUUAAGAAGGGACUGGCAGAGCAGAAGGCUGAGCUGGAGAAGGUUUCUGAAGCCAAAAGUCAGGCUGAAUGUGCCCUCCAGGACCUGGAGACUCGGCACCAGGCAGCCCUCCGGCAGUUACAGGAAGAGUUACAGUCUCAGCAUUGCCAGUCCUUGGAAGACCUGGGGCUGAAACACAAAGAAAAGGAAGAGGAAAAACAGCUCGAGGUAGGCAGAGCUCACUCUCGUUUAAUCAUUUGGUUUGCAGGGAGGUUUGAAAAGAUUUGGGAAUUGGGCCGUUUCACAGUCUGUUGUUAGCUAAAACUUAGGUACUAAAUGUAAAGAAACGUCCGGCCGCCAGCCGACCUGGUAGGU